Dentiscutata heterogama is the source of this 873-nucleotide messenger RNA. The record is from the annotation of a GenBank genome assembly. Lineage: Eukaryota; Fungi; Glomeromycota; Glomeromycetes; Diversisporales; Gigasporaceae.
AUGGAUUCAAGAGGAUUGAUCGAAAAAGUUUUUAAUGAAGAAAACGAAGUUAUAAAACAUGAUUACAGUUUAUUUGGCAAUUUCAAGGAAAUUAGCAGAAGUCAAUCCGGAACUGUUCGAAAAGCGACUUUGGGAGAUAAAAUAAUUGUUCUUAAAAGCAUAAAUAUUGAUAAACCUGAAGUUACUGACCAAACUAAUACCGAUGAAAAAUUUAUUAAAGCCUUUAAAUUGAGACGAAGUACUAUGUCAUCAAUAUUUAAAAAUUUAAUCGUAGAUAAACCCAUUCAAAGACAAACUUAUGAGCAUGAAACUAUUAACGAAACUUCUAAAUCAAAUGAAGAAUUUUCAACUGUGAUCACUACUGAGCAUGUAAAAGAAAUUCUUUCUUGGAUUGAUCCUCACAAUGCUCAACUUGAGUUCAAAUUGAUUCUCAGGGCAAGUCGAGAUGGAUAUAAGAAAGACACCUUUUAUAGUAAAUGUAAAGAUAUAGCUCAUACAGUAGUUGUUUUAAAGGUUAAAAAAUCAGGAGAGAUUCUCGGUGGAUAUAAUCCUUUUACUUGGGAAGAAAUUAAAGGAAAGAAAUACAAAGAAACUCAUCGCAGUUUUAUAUUUUCAUUAAAAAAUGGACAAUUUAAUUCUACACUUAGUAGAGUCAAGGAUAAGGAACGCGCAAUUUGUUGUAAAGAAGGUUUUGGUCCAUCUUUUGGCUAUUUGGAUCUUUAUAUGUCUAGAAGUGAUGAAAAAAUUUGGGGAUGCUGUGAAAUAGCGUAUGAAAGAUCAAUCAAAAUCAAUGAAAAUGAAUCUCAAAAAUAUAGUGAAUUUCGAAUAGAAGAUUAUGAAGUAUUUCAUAUUUCAGGCCUUAACCAUGAUUAA